CCGCUCCCGUCCACCAGCCUCCCCAAUGGCGUCUUCUCUUGCUCGUAUCCUCUCCAGGAGUAUUCACUACUCAGCGCGUCGCAAUGCGCUAUCCAAGUUUGCAAUGCCCGCCAUGAGCCCGACGAUGAGCGAGGGUGGCAUUUCUGCUUGGAAGAAGAAGGAGGGCGAGUCCUUCUCGGCUGGUGACGUACUCCUGGAAGUCGAAACGGACAAGGCAACCAUUGACGUUGAAGCUCAGGACGAGGGUAUCUUGGCAAAAAUCAUUGCACCCGAUGGUUCAAAAAACAUCACCGUUGGAUCCCCCAUUGCGGUCAUUGCUGAGGAAAGCGAUGAUCUCUCCGGUGCAGAGGAUUUCGCGAAGCAGGCGUCACAAGAAAAGGCUGAAAAGCCCAAGACCGAGGAGGAGACAGCUCCGGUACCUCCAAAGCCUCAGACCGAGGAGAAACCUGCGCCGCGCAAGGAGGAGCCUAAGAAAGAGGAAUUACCGAAAGGCGAUCGUAUCUUCGCCUCGCCUGUUGCGAAGAAGCUUGCUCUUGAGCGCGGAAUUCCUCUCUCCAAGGUCAAGGGCACUGGUCCCAACGGUCGCAUCCUCCGAGAGGAUGUUGAGAAAUUCAAAGCUCCAGCUGAGGCAGCGGCCGCUGGCGCUCCCGCUGCUCCCUCUGCUCCCUCUGCAGAUUACAUUGAUAUCCCGGUCUCGAAUAUGCGCCGUACCAUCGGUGCACGCCUGACACAAUCAAAGCAGGAGUUGCCUCACUAUUACUUAACAGUGUCUAUCGACAUGAGCAAGGUGACGAAACUGCGCGAGGUGUUCAACAAGUCUCUGGGCGAAAAGGACAAGGCUGCGAAAUUGAGCGUGAACGACUUCAUCUUAAAGGCGGUCUCGUGUGCUCUCGCUGAUGUACCUGAGGCAAACUCGGCCUGGUUAGGUGAAACGAUUAGACAGUACAAGAAAGUGGACAUUUCUGUCGCUGUUGCAACGGCCAACGGUCUCAUUACACCAAUAGUCAAGGAUGUUGGCAGCAAAGGUCUGGCUACAAUCUCAGCUGAGGCGAAGGCACUUGCAAAGAAGGCUCGCGACGGGAAACUUCAACCACACGAGUAUCAGGGCGGGACAUUCACGGUGUCGAACCUGGGGAUGUUCGACAUUGACCACUUCACGGCAAUUAUCAACCCACCGCAGUCAUGUAUCCUCGCAGUUGGUACGACACAGCCGACGCUUGUUCCUGCGCCAGAGGAGGAGAAAGGCUUCAAGGCUGUGCCGUUGAUGAAAGUGACGCUGAGCUCCGACCACCGGACUGUGGAUGGUGCAGUGGGUGCAAGGUGGCUGUCUGCAUUCAAGGGCUACUUGGAGAACCCGUUGACGUUCAUGCUUUGAGGUAGUCGAAAAUUGUGCAUAAUGAGCGCUUGUUCUGGGACGUUAGGUAGUUACUCUAGUACUAAUGGCAUAUAGACAUCCUUAUUUUU
Molecule: messenger RNA, 1464 nt
Organism: Fomitiporia mediterranea MF3/22
Lineage: Eukaryota; Fungi; Basidiomycota; Agaricomycetes; Hymenochaetales; Hymenochaetaceae
Product: dihydrolipoamide acetyltransferase
Exons: 6
Coding region: 26-1375 (449 amino acids)
Biological process (GO): pyruvate decarboxylation to acetyl-CoA
Cellular component (GO): pyruvate dehydrogenase complex
Molecular function (GO): dihydrolipoyllysine-residue acetyltransferase activity
Source: RefSeq, a predicted model, not a curated record